Molecule: messenger RNA, 2116 nt
Organism: Nicotiana tabacum (common tobacco)
Lineage: Eukaryota; Viridiplantae; Streptophyta; Magnoliopsida; Solanales; Solanaceae
Source: RefSeq, a predicted model, not a curated record
UCAUUCGUCACGCGCGUUUAAGUCUCAACGUAAAUGUCGAACGAGUCCACCACAGUUGCCAAAAGAACACUCUGCUCUCGCCUCUUUUAUUUGAUUUUUCUGAAUUUUCCUCUCUCUAAGCAAUUUCCGCUGUUCCAAACACUGUCUUAACCAGAUUCCUUGCUUUUUUUCAUCUCAAAUUCCCUACUUUUUGUUGCUUCGCAACGUGGCUUAGAUCCUUCUUCAUCACGCUUUGUAACUGCUUCACUCAAGCUAUUUCACGAUGCGAUCAAUGCAUAAGUAGCUGAAAAUUCGAAGUGCGCAGAAGAAAUGGAGAAGGAGUCACAUGGAUUAAUUAUAGGCAUCUCAAUUGGAGUGGUGAUAGGAGUGCUUUUAGCUAUACUUGCAUUUUUCUGCUUUAGGUACCAUAGGAGACAUCCUCAGAUAGGGAAUAGCAGUUCUAGGAGGGCUGCCACUAUUCCUAUACGUGCAAAUGGUGCCGAUACUUGUACAGUAUUAUCUGACUCUUCCAUUGGUACUGAGUCACCAAAAUCGACUAUCCAGAAUGGCAUGUCAGUGUGGCUUGGCGGCCUUAGAAAGGCAAAUGUUGUUUCUGCAUCCGGUAUACUCGAGUACUCCUACAAGGAUUUGCAAAGAGCAACCUACAACUUCACCACAUUGAUUGGUCAAGGGGCCUAUGGUCCUGUCUAUAAGGCUCAGAUGUCUACUGGUGAGACAGUUGCUGUCAAAGUGCUCGCAACUGAUUCCAAACAAGGAGAGAAAGAAUUCCAAACAGAGGUCAUGUUACUGGGAAGGCUACAUCAUAGAAACCUGGUGAAUUUGGUUGGAUAUUGUGCAGAGAAGGGUCAGCAUAUGCUUAUCUACGUUUACAUGAGCAGAGGCAGUUUGGCUUCUCACUUGUACGAUGAAAAGCUUGAACCGUUGUGCUGGGAUUUGAGAGUUCAAAUUGCUCUUGAUGUGGCUAGGGGCUUAGAGUAUCUUCACGACGGGGCAGUUCCUCCAGUUGUACACCGGGAUAUUAAAUCAUCCAAUAUUUUGUUGGAUCAGUCAAUGAGAGCUAGGGUUGCUGAUUUUGGGCUUUCAAGGGAAGAAAUGGUCAGUAAACAUGUAUCCAACAUCCGUGGAACAUUCGGAUAUCUUGAUCCUGAAUAUAUAUCAACUAGGUCAUUCACUAAGAAAAGUGAUGUUUACAGCUUUGGGGUCUUACUAUUUGAACUUAUUGCUGGUAGAAACCCUCUUCAGGGGCUUAUCGAGUAUGUUGAACUAGUAAGAUCUCUCUCUCUCUCUCUCUCUCUCUCUCUCUCUCUAUCUCUCUCUCUCUCUCCCCUCUCAUUAUGAGAUGUGAGACUGCGUACAAUAGGCCCUAGUGGUCCGGCCCUUCCCCGGACCCGCGCAUAGCGGGAGCUUAGUGCACCGGGCUGCCCUUUAUUUUUUGACGAUGAUAUGGUGAGAACUAAGGGCCCAUGAUUUCUUGAGCAUAUACAGCUUUAUGAGAUUGCUUAUGCCUUCUUUCUUUUCUUUUAGUUUUCCUUACUUUUUUGUUGUAAUAUCUUUGUUUACUCCUAUGUCUUUCCUGGUUGUACUUGGAUGACUUCAUCAUAUGUUUAUUUUCACUCAACAUUGAUUCAAAUAAGUCCGUUUUUCACAUUGGAUAUACUGUAUAGUAUCUACUUGCAAUAGAAUUUUGCUUCUAGUAGAUAUUACUCUCUUUGCUCUUAUAUUGCCUAAUUCAGUUUUGAGUGCCAUGUUUCACAUUGGAUGUACUGUAUGUUUACUCUCUUUUGUUUCUGAGUGCACAAGUUUUUAGUGGAAAAGCUUGCAAGGACCUUGUUGCAUAAUUGGUGAUGGUGGUGAGUUAUGAAGGAAAUGAGACAAAUUUCACAGGGCAUUUCUUUCUAAAAAUGAGAGAAAAUAGUAAAAGAAUGCAAUAGCUGUUUCAUAAAUCAAACAGACCCCAGCAAAAGAGAUACUGGGGUCUGAGUCUUCAAGGUUCCUGCAUCCUGUAGUCCAUGUCUGCAGUUAGCUUAUCACUGUUGCAUGUAUUACUCCUCAAAAUGUCACUACUAGCUUUAGGGACACGUGAGCACUGAUUGUCGAGCAACUUUUGCAAACAUCA